Bombina bombina (fire-bellied toad) is the source of this 5090-nucleotide messenger RNA. RefSeq lists its product as uncharacterized. Bases 157 to 4053 code for a protein of 1298 amino acids. Gene Ontology annotation, molecular function: DNA-binding transcription factor activity, RNA polymerase II-specific; RNA polymerase II cis-regulatory region sequence-specific DNA binding. The record is from RefSeq and is a predicted model, not a curated record. Gene Ontology annotation, biological process: regulation of transcription by RNA polymerase II. Lineage: Eukaryota; Metazoa; Chordata; Amphibia; Anura; Bombinatoridae. The transcript has 6 exons.
CAUCAUCAGACCUCUGCAGGAAGUGCUGGGAGACGCAGACAGUGAGAGCGAAGGCAGAAACACGGCCAGAGCACUGAGAGAUAUCAGGUAUUGAUGUAACUGGAGUGAAUAAGGGAACCUUCUUCCUGAGCACAGACAUUGGAGCCUGUUAUCAGCAUGAACUCAUAUGUGUUAGACAAUCACUUGAAUAGUUCAUACCCAUCCUUCACUACAGAAAGCAUCAGAAUGAUACCACAAACUCCAAAAGUCUCAGACACUAAUGACUGUUCACAAACAUUGGAGAAAUCACAGCAGAUAUUUAAAGAAGAUGGUGAAUUGGCAGGAACUGGGAAGCAAUCAUUAUGUACAGAGAGUAAUUUAGUCAUCAAACAAGAGGACAACAUUUAUGCCUUAUCUAGUGAAAUGAUUAUCCCAGAGGAUAAACCACACACAUUUACUGAGUUUUCAAAACAUUUCAAAGAAGGGGACAGUCUUAAGUCUACCCAAAUGAUUCAAACAAAUGAGAAACCUUUCAAAUCUACAGAAUGUGAGAAAAGCUUCUCAUGUAAUUUGCAUCUCCUUGAACACCACACAGUUCACACAGUUGUGAAACCUCACACGUGUACAGAAUGUGGGAGAUGUUUCACAUAUAAAGGAAGCCUUAUGUUUCACAAAAAGACCCACACAGGGGAGAAAUCUUUCACAUGUAAUGAGUGUGGGAGAUGUUUCACAUCCAAGGUAAAUCUCAUAUCUCAUGAAAUGACCCACACAGGGGAGAAACCUUUCACGUGUACAGAGUGUGGAAAAAGUUUUACACAAAAGAGUAAUCUGAAAACUCAUGAAAAGAGACACACAGGAGAAAAGCCUUUCAUGUGUACAGAGUGUGGGAAAUGUUUUAUACUAAAAACUAAUCUGAAAAUUCAUGAAAGGAGUCACACAGGAGAAAAUGGUUUCAUAUGUACAGAGUGUGGAAAAAGUUUUACACAAAUGGAUCAUCUGAAACGUCAUAAAAGGAUUCACACAGGAGAAAAACCUUUCACAUGUACAGAGUGUGGAAAAGGAUUUGCACAUAUAAGUCCUCUGAAACGUCAUAAAAUGAUUCACACAGGAGAAAAACCUUUCACAUGUACAGAGUGUGGAAAAGGAUUUACAAGCAAGACUAAUCUGAAAAUUCAUGAAAGGAGUCACACAGGAGAAAAGCCUUUCACAUGUACAGAGUGUGGAAAAAGUUUUACACGAAUAGAUAAUAUGAAAGCUCAUGAAAGGAGUCACACAGGAGAAAAGCCUUUUACAUGUAAAGAGUGUGGAUCAUGCUUUACAGGAAAGAGUAGUCUGAAAACUCAUGAAAGGAUUCACACAGGAGAAAAGCCUUUCAAAUGUACAGAGUGUAUAAAAAGUUUUACACAAAUAAAUCAUCUGAAAAAUCAUGAAAGGAGUCACACAGGAGAAAAGCCUUUCAAAUGUACAGAGUGUGGAAAAUGUUUUUCAGUAAAGAGUUCUCUGAAAACUCAUGAAAGGAUUCACAGAGGAGAAACAAGCCUCCCCUCUAAAACAAUCAGGGAUCUGAAGAAAGAUCUCAAUGAUCUGGGUUCCAGAAUGGAAUAUUUGGAGGAGGGACAAGACCACCUAAAUAAUGUGGUCAGCUCUAACAUGCAACAGCUGCCCAUAGAUGACUCUAUGAUCCAAGACAUGCAAGACAAAAUAGAGGACCUUGAUAAUCGAGGAAGGAGGAACAACUUGCGAAUCAGGGGAAUCCCCCAAGAGAUAUCAAAGGAUCAACUCAAAGCCUAUGUAAUAGGUUUUUUCCACUUCCUGACCCCACGGGCCCCACCCAUUCAAAUCAAGGACAUUGAAAGAAUUCAUAGGGCUCUGAGACCGCCUGCCAAGCCUCCAGCUCCACCCAGAGAUGUUAUUCUUAAGUUGUUAAAGUACACUACAAAAUAUGAGAUCGGGAUGGCGGCAAGAUUCAGACAGACAAUCCAGUUUCAAAACCAUAAUUUACAAGUCUAUCAGGAUCUAUUUCCUCAAACAAUUCAGCAGAGAAAAGAAGUACGUUUCAUCACAAAGAUUCUUCAAGAAAACAACAUACGUCAAGAAAAAGUCACUUUCCUUGACCUAGAAAUCAUGGUGAUAAAUGACUCUAUUGAGACAAAAACACACUUUAAGGAUGUAGACUCUAACAGCUUUAUACAUUCAGACAGUUGUCACUUUCAACAAUGGAAAGAAAAUAUCCCUGUAGGUCAAGCCUUAAGGAUACGUAAGAACUGCUCUAGACUAAUGGACUUUGAGGAGCAAAUAGGGACACUUAUGGAGAAAUUUAAGGAUAGGGGCUAUGAUGAGGAGCUAGUCCAAAGUGCUACUAGUAGAGCUAGAUCAUCAAAUAGGAAAACACUUCUCACCUAUAAACAAAAAAACAUUUUAAAUGAAAAAGAUACUAUAGAUACACCGUUUAUCACUGAUUACAGUAAUGAUCAUGGUACUAAUAGUUCAUAUCCAUCCUUCACUACCCAAAGCAUCAGAAUGAUACCGCAAACUCCAAUAGUCUUAGACACCAAUGACUAUUCACAAACAUUGGGGAUAUCACAGCAGAUAUUUAAAGAAGAUGGUGAAUUGGCAGGAACUGGGAAGCAAUCAUGUACAGAGAGUAAUUUAGUCAUCAAACAGGAGGACAACAUUUAUGACUUAUCUAGUGAAAUUAUUAUCCCAGAGGAUAAACCACACACAUUUAUUGAGUUUUCAAAACAUAUUAAAGAAGGGAAAAGUCUACAGUCUAGCCAAAUGAUUCAUACAAAGGAGAAACCUUUCAAAUGUACAGAAUGUGAGAAAAGGUUUAGAUGGAAGUCUCAUCUAAUAGAACACUACAAAAUUCACAAAGGUGAGAAACCACACACAUGUACUGAGUGUGGCAAAUGUUUUACACAAAUAAUUCAUCUGAAAACUCAUGAAAGGAUUCACACAGGAGAUAAGCCUUUCACAUGUACAGAGUGUGGAAAAAGUUUUACACAAAAGAGUAGUCUGAGAAAUCAUGAAAGGAUUCACACAGGAGAAAAGCCUUUCACAUGUACAGAGUGUGGAAAAAGUUUUACAGAAAAGAGUGAUCUGAAAAAGCAUGAAAUGAUUCACACGGGGGAAAAGCCUUUCACAUGUACAGAUUGUGGCAAAUGUUUUACACAAAUGAGUAGUCUGAAAUAUCAUGAAUGGAGUCACACAGGUGAAAAGCCUUUCACAUGUACAGAGUGUGGGAAAUGUUUUACACAAAUGAGUAGUCUGAAAUAUCAUGAAUGGAGUCACACAGGUGAAAAGCCUUUCACAUGUACAGAGUGUGGAAAAAGUUUUACACAAAAGAGUGAUCUGAAAACUCAUGAAAGAAUUCACACAGGAGAAAAGCCUUUCACAUGUACAGAGUGUGGAAAAGGUUUUACACGAAUGAAUCAUCUGAAAACUCAUGAACAGAUUCACACAGGAGAAAAGCAUUUCACAUGUACAGAGUGUAGAAAAAGUUUUACAAGAAUGGAUCAUCUGAAAAGUCAUGAAAGGAUUCACACAGGAGAAAAGCCUUUCACAUGUACAGAGUGUGGAAAAAGUUUUACAAGAAUGGAUCAUCUGAAAACUCAUGAAAGGAUUCACACAGGAGAAAAGCCUUUCACAUGUACAGAGUGUCUAAAAAGUUUUACAAGAAUGGAUCAUCUGAAAACUCAUGAAAGGAGUCACACAGGAGAAAAGCCUUUCACAUGUACAGAGUGUGAAAAAUGUUUUACACAAAUGGAUUAUCUGAAAACUCAUGAAAGGAGUCACACAGGGGAAAAGCCUUUCACAUGUACAGAGUUUGGAAAAUGUUUUACAAGAAUGGAUCAUCUGAAAACGCAUGAAAGGAGUCACACAGGAGAAAAGCCGUUCACAUGUACAGAGUGUGGAAAAAGUUUUACACGAAUGGAACAUCUGAAAACUCAUGAAAGGAGUCACACAGGAGAAAAGCCGUUCACAUGUACAAAGUGUGGAAAAAGUUUUACACAAAGGUCUAAUCUUAAAACUCAUGAAAGGAUUCACAAGAGAAGAAACCUUUCAUAUGUUUAGAAAGUGGAAAAAAAGUUUUUUAUUGAAAUCAGUUAUCACUAAACACUAAAUAUUUACACACAAACUUUAUAUUCACAGUCUACAACCUUUUUACAAUUAUCCUAAAGAGGACAAGCUCUCUAAAUAGAAGAAUCAAAAGAGAUGUUAUUGGAAAUAAAACUUUCUAAAUCUCAGUUAUAAAAGCCCCAGAUUUAAAGUGCUCUCCUGCUGUCCUUUAUUCCUCUAUAUAUGUGCACCUCAGUGUCUCUCAUAUCAAUUUGAUAGAAUCCAAACACCACACAGGAAUAUACAAAUCUGUCCUCAUACUGACAAGUUUACACAACCAUUCACCACCAAAGCACCCCAAGUGUUGUUUAUUAAUACGUCAGUGUUAGGAGUUGUACGUUUGUUUUACAUAGGGGAGGAAAUAAUUACAUUUACAGAAUAAAGGAGCCUUUAUAUGAAUAGAGUGUUAGAGAAUUAUAUAAACAAGAACAACAGUCUCAAAUGAUUGACAUCUGGGAGAUAUAUUUAUUGUGCACAUCAUGUGGAUAAACCGUUUCUUAUAGCAAUAGAUGCUUAGCAUUGUACAUGUUAUAUACCAGAGGAAUUACUGAGGGAAAACUGAUUUUAUUUCAUGAGACACAAUAUCAGUAACUGGUACAUUUGUGAUCAUAAUCCAUUUCAUAUUAAUGGUUACUAUAACCUACAUGUAUACUGGGUAUGUAAUAUGUGUGUCAUGUGAUCAUAAUCAGUUUAAUUUAAAUGGCUACUAUAACCUACAUGUAUACUGGGUAUGUAAUAUGUGUGUCAUGUUCUGUAACUUGAUAUUAUGUCUGUAAGAUGUUUUCAUGUUAGUUAGAAGCCACAAGAACUGAUAAUAGCACAUACUGUAUAUAUAAAGGGAACAUUAUAUAUCUGAUAAAUCCCUUUGUAUCAAGAGAACAAGUGUUAGGUAUAUUUAUACCAUUGUUUGCAUAUAUCAUGUAAUGCUGCUUUUUACUAUAUAAUGAUAUACAAUGUUUUUUCAUGCAAAUAAAAAGUGAUUGUAAUCCAGA